GGCGGCGGUGGCGGUGACGAGCGGUGACGCCUCAAUGGUUGCCUGGACGCCGCGCAGGGAUUCGGAGCGCACGGGCGGGGCGUCGCACCUCUCUUCGCGUACCUCUGCUCGGGAGCAGGGCUGCGACUGCGCCUAGGGCGGCCGUCCGGGCCGAGAACCAUGAGCCCCGGGGGCGCGGGCUGCUCCGCCGGGCUGCUGCUGACGGUUGGCUGGCUGCUCCUGGCGGGCCUCCAGUGCGCGUGCGGAACCAACGUCACGGCCCUCCAGGAUCCCGGCCUGGCCCACGAGAGCGAGAGCGAGGGCGACAACGACGAGGAGGCCGAGAAUGACACUGAGGUGGCGGAGAACGAGGCCCCGGCCGAGGCCGCCGAGGAGGAGGAUGCUUCGAAUAAGACAAUAGUCAAAGAAGUAGAAUUUGGAAUGUGCACCGUUACCUGUGGUGUUGGUAUUAGAGAAGUAAUAUUAACAAACGGAUGCCCAGGAGGAGAGUCCAAAUGCAUUGUUCGGGUAGAAGAAUGCCGUGGACCAGUAGACUGCGGCUGGGGUAAACCAAUUUCAGAAAGUCUUGAAAGUGUUAGAUUGGCAUGUGUUCAUAUAUCUCCUACAAAUCGUUUCAAAUAUAUGUGGAAAGUUCUAAGGCCAGACCAACAACCUAUUGUGCUUGCAAAUGAUUCAGCAAUCCUGGAAGUACACAGGGAAAUGCACCCCUUGGCUUUCGAGUGUGACACGCUGGAUAAUAGUGAACUAGUAGCAUCUAUUAGAUUCACAAUCUACACAACAAAUGAAUUACAGAUGAGAAGAUCAAGUCGACCUGACACGGAUGCAGUCCUAGUUUUUGUGCUGACCACAGGAGUUAUUAUCUGUAUAUUUGUGAUCUUUGUAUUGAUCUUCAUAAUUAUUAAUUGGGCAGCAGUGAAAGCUUUCUGGGGGGCGAAAGCCUCUAUGACCGAAAUACAUUCUGAGAUGAGUUCUAUGAGAUAUAAAGAUUCAACUUCUCUUGACCAGUCACCAGCAGAAAUACCCGGACAUGAAGAAGAUGCUUUAAGUGAAUGGAAUGAAUGAUGUAUGGAUGGUAUAUGAAAAAAAAAACAAAGGAUAUUAGAGAAUAUCAGAUUCACUAUUAUAAAAAUAAAAUAU
Oryctolagus cuniculus (rabbit) is the source of this 1137-nucleotide messenger RNA. It is a transcript of the gene SPACA1, whose product is annotated as sperm acrosome associated 1. Gene Ontology annotation, biological process: acrosome assembly. Gene Ontology annotation, cellular component: acrosomal membrane. The record is from RefSeq and is a predicted model, not a curated record. NCBI's taxonomy places the organism in Eukaryota, Metazoa, Chordata, Mammalia, Lagomorpha, Leporidae.